Messenger RNA from Lottia gigantea (owl limpet), 1428 nucleotides. RefSeq lists its product as hypothetical. The transcript is spliced from 3 exons. Bases 1 to 1428 code for a protein of 475 amino acids. The record is from RefSeq and is a predicted model, not a curated record. NCBI's taxonomy places the organism in Eukaryota, Metazoa, Mollusca, Gastropoda, Lottiidae.
AUGUUGUCAUAUUUUUCAGUAUUGGAAUGCAAAGAAAAGGUGGCAGACAUCAUCUUCGCCCUGGACUCAUCAGACAGUAUCUGGCCAGAGGAUUUCGUGAAGCAAACAGACUUUGUACAGAAAGUUGUGGACUCUUUAACCAUAGGUCCUAACAACAUUCAAAUUGGUCUAGUCACAUUUGGUACAAGAAUCAAACCGUACUUUCAACUCAAAGAUCAUAAAGACAAGAGAUCUGUUUUGACAGCAAUUCAGUCUGUUUAUGCCUUAGGCGAAGGCACUAAUACUGGAGCUACUUUGAAGUAUAUUCGUGAAGAGAUGUUCAAACGUGAAAAUGGCGGGCGGAAGUGGGCAGAUAAAAUUGUUAUUUUGAUCACCGAUGGUGUAUCACGCGAUCGAAAAGAAACUAUGAUGGAGGGCUCAUUAAGUCGGCUGGACGAUAUCGAGAUCUUUACCAUAGGAGUUGGUUACAGUGUGGACGCUAUGGAAUUAGAUGUCAUUGCCAGUAAACCUAAAGAAAAACAUCAGUUUUUAGUGGAAAAUUAUAAAUCUCUUCACCACAUUCGACAUUCAUUUACUGCUACAACUUGUAAAGUAAGUGAUUUAAAGAUAAACUCAAAAAAUCAAAAUCCAUCAAAACAAUAUGGAUCUUCUUAUAAGGCAGAAAGUGUUGAACAAUCGAGGUUUAUUGGUAGUAAAAUAUGUGAUUGCUGUAAAAGUAAACCAGCGGAAGUUUAUUUUGUUUUGGAUUCCUCCAGCAGUAUCUGGUAUCCAGAUUUCAUCAAACAGCUAGACUUCGUCAGAGAAGUGGUUUCACUGUUUGAUAUGGAGAAGGAUAAAACUCGGGUUGGGGUCGUGACUUACAGUGACGGUGUUCAUCCGGUUAUUCCACUUGAUGCUUACUCUAUGGAGGAAUUUGAAGCCAAGGUUAAGAAGAUACCAUAUCUAACUGGCGGUACGAGUACAGAAGCUGCUAUUCAGUAUCUUAGAGAAGUGGGAUUCUCAAAAGACAAUGCCAGAUCUGACGUGGCGCAUGUGGGUAUUAUCGUGACUGACGGUCAAUCUAGAAGUUUUGAGAAGACUGCAAAGGAAGCUGGAUUGGCCCAUAAACAAGCAAUCCAGCUGUUUGCUGUAGGUGUUGGUAAAGCAGUUGAUGAAGAAGAAAUGCUGGAGAUUGCCAGUGAUCCUGAUGAAAAUUAUGUCUUCAGAGUUGAUGAUUAUGAAGCUUUGAAGAAGAUCGAAAGCUUAUUAGCAGUGAAAGCAUGUGAAGGUAAGCUGGGAAUAUUAAUCAUACCUGGCAAUGUUGGGGCUAAUAGAUAUCUUUUAUAUACACAGUGCUUGAAAACGUUUGGUAACGGGUUUGUUAGUGAUCAAUUUUUAGUGUAUGUCAGGUCCAUCUCUGUCAUGUACAUAAUAAUGCGCUAUACUUAG